CAGCGCUCGGUGGUUUAAAGAUGGCGGCGGCGGCGGCGUUGGGGGCGCGGAGCCACGGGAGGAGGAGGGAAAAGCAGGAUCUGUGAGUCGCCUGGAAGCAGCGCGGCGGCUGCCGUGAGGAGGCCGGGUGCGGAGCCGCCGGCGGCCCAGCCGCUCAGGGCCAGGGCCUGGGCUGGGAGGGAGAGGCCGGAGCAGCGCCAGGAGCCCGAGGCCGGAGCCGAGGAGGAAUGUGACCAGGGGUCGGCGGGGGCGCGGGAGUACGCGAGAGCAGGGAUGGGGCAGCAGGUGGGCCGCGUCGGGGAAGCUCCGGGGCUCCAGCAGCCUCAGCCCCGCGGGAUCCGGGGCAGCAGUGCAGCCAGGCCCUCCGGCCGCAGGCGGGACCCGGCGGGGCGCACCACAGAGACCGGCUUCAAUAUCUUCACCCAGCAUGAUCACUUUGCCAGCUGUGUGGAGGAUGGAUUUGAGGGAGACAAGACUGGAGGCAGUAGUCCAGAAGCUUUGCAUCGUCCCUAUGGUUGUGAUGUUGAACCCCAGGCACUAAAUGAGGCUGUCAGGUGGAGCUCCAAGGAGAACUUGCUCGGAGCCACCGAGAGUGACCCUAAUCUCUUCGUUGCACUUUAUGAUUUUGUAGCAAGUGGUGAUAACACACUCAGCAUCACUAAAGGUGAAAAGCUACGAGUCCUUGGUUACAACCAGAAUGGCGAGUGGAGUGAAGUUCGCUCUAAGAAUGGGCAGGGCUGGGUGCCAAGCAACUACAUCACCCCAGUGAACAGCCUGGAAAAACACUCCUGGUACCAUGGACCUGUGUCACGCAGUGCAGCUGAGUAUCUGCUCAGCAGUCUAAUCAAUGGCAGCUUUCUGGUGCGAGAAAGUGAGAGUAGCCCUGGGCAGCUGUCCAUCUCGCUCAGGUACGAGGGACGUGUGUAUCACUACAGGAUCAAUACCACCGCAGAUGGCAAGGUAUAUGUGACUGCUGAGAGCCGCUUUAGCACCUUGGCAGAGCUUGUACACCAUCACUCCACAGUGGCUGAUGGGCUGGUGACAACAUUACACUACCCAGCACCCAAGUGUAAUAAGCCUACAGUCUAUGGUGUGUCCCCCAUCCACGACAAAUGGGAAAUGGAGCGAACAGAUAUUACCAUGAAGCACAAACUUGGGGGCGGUCAGUAUGGAGAGGUUUACGUUGGCGUCUGGAAGAAAUACAGCCUUACAGUUGCUGUGAAAACAUUGAAGGAAGAUACCAUGGAGGUAGAAGAAUUCCUGAAAGAAGCUGCAGUGAUGAAGGAAAUCAAGCAUCCUAAUCUGGUACAACUUUUAGGUGUGUGUACUUUGGAGCCACCAUUUUACAUUGUGACUGAAUACAUGCCAUACGGGAAUUUGCUGGAUUACCUCCGAGAAUGCAACCGAGAAGAGGUGACUGCAGUUGUGCUGCUCUACAUGGCCACUCAGAUUUCUUCUGCAAUGGAGUACUUAGAGAAGAAGAAUUUCAUCCAUAGAGAUCUUGCAGCUCGUAACUGCCUAGUGGGAGAAAACCAUGUGGUAAAAGUGGCUGACUUUGGCUUAAGUAGAUUGAUGACUGGAGACACUUACACUGCUCAUGCUGGAGCCAAAUUUCCUAUUAAGUGGACAGCACCAGAGAGUCUUGCCUACAAUACCUUCUCAAUUAAAUCUGACGUCUGGGCUUUUGGGGUACUGUUGUGGGAAAUUGCUACCUAUGGAAUGUCACCAUAUCCAGGUAUUGACCUGUCUCAGGUCUAUGACCUACUAGAAAAAGGAUAUCGAAUGGAACAGCCUGAGGGUUGCCCCCCUAAGGUUUAUGAACUUAUGAGAGCAUGCUGGAAGUGGAGCCCUGCCGAUAGGCCCUCUUUUGCUGAAACACACCAAGCUUUUGAAACCAUGUUCCAUGACUCCAGCAUUUCUGAAGAGGUAGCUGAGGAGCUUGGGAGAGCCGCCUCCUCAUCAUCUGUUGUUCCGUACCUGCCCCGGCUACCUAUACUUCCUUCCAAGACUCGGACACUGAAGAAACAGGUAGAGAACAAGGAGAACAUUGAAGGGGCACAAGAUGCCACAGAAAAUUCUGCUUCCAGUUUAGCACCAGGGUUCAUCAGAGGUGCACAGGCCUCCAGUGGAUCCCCAGCACUGCCUCGAAAGCAAAGAGACAAGUCACCCAGCAGCCUCUUGGAAGAUGCCAAAGAGACAUGCUUCACCAGGGAUAGGAAGGGGGGCUUCUUCAGCUCCUUCAUGAAAAAGAGAAAUGCUCCUACACCCCCCAAACGCAGCAGCUCCUUCCGAGAAAUGGAGAAUCAGCCCCAUAAGAAAUACGAACUCACGGGUAACUUCUCAUCUGUUGCUUCUCUACAGCAUGCUGAUGGGUUCUCUUUCACUCCUGCCCAGCAAGAGGCGAAUCUGGUGCCACCCAAGUGCUAUGGGGGGAGCUUUGCACAGAGGAACCUCUGUAAUGAUGACAGUGGUGGGGGUGGGGGCAGUGGCACUGCUGGGGGUGGGUGGUCUGGCAUCACAGGCUUCUUUACACCACGCUUAAUCAAAAAGACACUGGGCUUACGAGCAGGUAAACCCACAGCCAGUGAUGACACUUCCAAGCCUUUUCCAAGGUCAAACUCUACAUCUUCCAUGUCCUCAGGGCUUCCAGAGCAGGAUAGGAUGGCAAUGACCCUUCCCAGGAACUGCCAGAGGUCCAAACUGCAGCUGGAAAGGACAGUGUCCACCUCUUCUCAGCCAGAAGAGAACGUGGACAGGGCCAAUGACAUGCUUCCAAAAAAAUCAGAGGAAAGUGCUGCUCCAAGCAGGGACAGACCAAAAGCCAAGUUAUUGCCCAGAGGAGCCACAGCUCUUCCUCUCAGAACACCCUCUGGGGAUCUAGCCAUUACAGAGAAGGACUCUCCAGGGGUGGGAGUGGCUGGAGUGGCAGCUGCCCCCAAGGGCAAAGAGAAGAAUGGUGGGGCACGACUUGGGAUGGCUGGAGUUCCAGAGGAUGGAGAGCAGCCGGGCUGGCCUUCUCCAGCCAAGGCUGCCCCCAUCCUCCCAACCACUCACAACCACAAAGUGCCAGUCCUUAUCUCACCCACUCUGAAACACACUCCAGCUGACGUGCAGCUCAUUGGCACAGACUCUCAGGGGAAUAAAUUCAAGCUCUUAUCUGAGCAUCAGGUCACAUCCUCUGGAGACAAGGACCGACCCCGACGGGUAAAACCAAAGUGUGCCCCACCCCCACCACCAGUGAUGAGACUACUGCAGCAUCCGUCCAUCUGCACAGACCCUACAGAAGAGCCGACUGCCCUAACUGCAGGACAGUCCACGUCAGAAACACAGGAAGGAGGAAAGAAGGCAGCUCCGGGCACAGUGCCCAUCAGUGGGAAAGCUGGGAGGCCAGUGAUGCCUCCACCUCAAGUGCCUCUGCCCACAUGUUCCAUCUCGCCAGCCAAAAUGGCCAACGGCACAGCAGGUACUAAAGUGGCUCUGAGAAAAACCAAACAAGCCGCUGAGAAAAUCUCAGCAGACAAAAUCAGCAAAGAGGCCCUGCUGGAAUGUGCUGACCUACUGUCCAGUGCAAUCACGGAACCUGUGCCCAACAGCCAGCUGGUAGACACUGGACACCAGCUGCUUGACUACUGCUCAGGCUAUGUGGACUGCAUCCCUCAAACUCGCAACAAAUUUGCCUUCCGAGAGGCUGUGAGCAAACUGGAACUCAGCCUGCAGGAGCUACAGGUUUCUUCAGCAGCUGCUGGUGUGCCCGGGACAAACCCUGUCCUUAAUAACUUACUGUCAUGUGUACAGGAAAUCAGUGAUGUGGUGCAGAGGUAGCCACUGUUAGCCUGGUGGGAAAAUGCACACAUUUCUGAGGGGAGAGGGAAAGGGACUUGUUUUCCUGUGUUCUUGUUUUCAGAAAAUGAAAGACUCAUACUUGA
Symphalangus syndactylus (siamang) is the source of this 3926-nucleotide messenger RNA. It is a transcript of the gene ABL2, whose product is annotated as ABL proto-oncogene 2, non-receptor tyrosine kinase. Lineage: Eukaryota; Metazoa; Chordata; Mammalia; Primates; Hylobatidae. Gene Ontology annotation, molecular function: ATP binding; non-membrane spanning protein tyrosine kinase activity; protein binding. The record is from RefSeq and is a predicted model, not a curated record. Gene Ontology annotation, biological process: protein phosphorylation.